CGACCGUGAGUGAGGAAGGCUGUGGUGUUGCGAGUGCUGAGCUGUGACCCGGUGCCGGCAGCCGUGAGGACAGCGCGGCGAGCACGGAGGCCGCCAUGGUCUCCAUUUUUAAAAUUCUUUAUGUACAAAGACUAGCAUGAUCUGUUUCACGGGUAGACAGUCUUGAAUAAUCCAUUCAAGGUUGCUGAGUCCAACUUAAUGAAGCCUAUGUCCUUCGCGUACUGAUGGAAAUACUGACGUCCCAUGUUCAACCCAUAUUUCCGGAUCAAACCGUGGUGGCUACAGCGAGAGCCCUGGCGGAACUUCUGCGGGAUGCGGUGACCUAUGAGGAUGUGCAUGUAAACUUAACUCAUGAAGAGUGGGCACUUCUGGAUCCUUCCCAGAAGAAUCUCUACAAAGAUGUGAUGCUGGAAAUCUACUGGAACCUCAUUUCUGUAGGCUACAAGUGGGAAGACCAUAAUAUUGAAGAAUAUUGCCAAAGUUCUAGAAGACAUGGAAGAUAUAUCAUCUUCCGAGACACAAAAGUAGCCAGUACUCAAGAGGAUCUUUAUGAAUAUAAACAAUAUGAUAAAACAUUUGGAUCUGCUUCCUCUUUAAAAGUACAACAAAAAAUUCAUUUGGAAGUUAAAAACUAUGAUUAUAAUAAAAGUAUUAAAGCUUUUCCAUGUCACAGUCUCGAUCAAAUACAUAUAACUCAUUCUAGAGAGAAAGCACAUGUAUAUCAUCAGUGUGAUACAGCCAUUGCACAUACCAGUUAUCUUCUAAUACAUGAAAGAACCAACACUGGAGAGAUACCUCAUAAAUGUAAUCAAUGUGGUAAAGCCUUUGUACUGAAGAAGAAUCUUCUCAGACAUGAAAGAAUUCAUACUGGAGAGAAACCCUAUGAAUGUAAUCAAUGUGGUAAGGCCUUUGGACAUAAAUGUGAUCUUCACAUACAUGAAAGAAGUCAUACUGGAGAGAAACCUUAUGGAUGCAAUCAGUGUGGUAAAGCCUUUGCACAGAAGAGUAAUCUUCUCACUCAUGAAAGAAGUCACAGUGGAGAGAAACCCUAUGAAUGUAAUCACUGUGGUAAAGCCUUUGGACGUAAAUGUGAUCUUCACAUACAUGAAAAAAGUCAUACUGGAGAGAAACCUUAUGGAUGCAAUCACUGUGGUAAAGCCUUUGUACGUAAACUUGAGCUUCAGAUACAUGAAAGAAGUCAUACUGGAGAGAGACCCUAUGGAUGUAAUCACUGUGGUAAAACCUUUGCAUGUAAAAGUAUUCUUCACAGGCAUGAAAGAAGACAUUCUGGAGAGAAACCCUAUGGAUGUAAUCAGUGUGGUAAAGCCUUUGCCUAUAAGAAUCAUCUUCAACUACAUGAAAGAAGUCAUACUGGAGAGAGACCCUAUGGAUGUAAUCACUGUGGUAAAACCUUUGCAUGUAAAAGUAAUCUUCAAAUACAUGAAAGAAGUCAUACUGGUGAGAAACACUAUGAAUGUAAUCAAUGUGGUAAAGCUUUUGCCUAUAAAAGUAAUCUUCAAACACAUGAAAGAAAUCAUACUGGAGAGAGACCCUAUGGUUGUAAUCACUGUGGUAAAACCUUUGCAUGUAAAAGUAAUCUUAAAAUACAUGAAAGGAGUCAUUCUGGAGAGAAACCCUAUGAAUGUACUCAGUGUAGUAAAGUCUUUGCAUAUAACAGUCAACUUCACAGGCAUGAAAAAAGUCAUAUUGGAGAGAAACCCUAUGAAUGUAAUCACUGUGGUAAAACCUUUGCUUGUAAAAGUAAUCUUCAAAUACAUGAAAGGAGCCAUACUGGAGAGAAACCUUAUGGAUAUAGUUAAUAUGGUAAAGUUGUUGGACAUACUGUAUUCUGAGAAUAUGGGAGUAUGGGAUAAUUUGAAUAAUAAAACCUAUUUACAAAUAAAAAUGAUAUUUAUGCUGUCA
This is a messenger RNA of Cricetulus griseus (Chinese hamster), 1923 nucleotides long. The record is from RefSeq and is a predicted model, not a curated record. Lineage: Eukaryota; Metazoa; Chordata; Mammalia; Rodentia; Cricetidae.